AUGAAAGGAGCUUCGGAUAAAUAUGCCACAACUUUAAUAGUUUCAGGAUUUACUAGAAAGUUAAAAAAUUGGUGGGAUAAUUAUCUUACAGAAGUAAAUAGAAAUCAAAUCCUAGGAGCUACUACAAUAGCAACUAUAAUAAAAAUUGAAUCGGGAGUACAAGUUGCAGAGCAAGAAGCUAGAGAAGAUACUUCUGCAACCUUAAUCUACUGUAUUGCUAAACACUUUAUUGGAGAACCAAAACUUUUCCAAGAUAGGAGUUUAGAACUUCUUAACAAUCUUAACUGUCCAAAAUUAACAGAUUUUAGAUGGUAUAAAGAUAUGUUUAUAGAAAAAGUAAUGAUCAGAGAAGACUGCGGUAGUGCUUUCUGGAAAGAAAGAUUUAUCAGUGGUCUACCAAGAUUAUUUGCCGAAAAGGUAAGAAACAAAAUGAAAGAUAGAUUCAACGGUCUAAUCCCUUAUGACAAUCUUACAUAUGGGGAUUUAAUCAGUUUUAUUAAUGUUACAGGUCUUGACUUAUGUACAGACCUCAAAAUUAAAAGCCUUAUUAAAAAGGACAUGCUCCAAUCCAAAACAGAAUUAGGAAGUUUCUGCCAAGACUUCGAUUUUAAAACAAUUGCUGCUCCAUCUAAAAGAGCAAAACAACAUAAAAAAUCUUCUGAAAAAACAAAAAGACGCCAUAAACGUCAAGAAAAAAAGGAAGGAACUCCUAAGAAAAGAAGAUUUAAAAGACGUUCUAAAAAGGAACAUGGUGAUAAAUAUUGGUCAUGUGGUAAGACAGGGCAUAGAGCAAAUGAAUUGCCAGUCACCAACAAUAAAAAGAAAAAGGUUAAUACCUUAGAACUUGAUGAAAACAUUAAAGAAAAGCUAUUUGCUAUUCUUGAACAAAAUGAAAACAGCACAUCAUCGUCAUCAUCAGAUGAAAGCUAUUCUGACAGUGACAAUGAAAUGAUAAAAAUGGUUAAGCUCAGACUUGACAAAAUUGAAAUGGAAAAUCUCACUAAAGAAGUAUUACAAGCAGCCAAUAAAAAAGAAACUAUUGGUGAAUACUUCACAGAAGAUGAUAAUUCAAAAAAUGAUGAAGAAUCAAUCAGCGGUACAUCAGUGGCAAAAAUUACUAAAGUAAGAGCACACAGCUAUCAUAUUCCUAUUACCUUAAAGAAAAGGAAAGAGGAGCUCCCAGGUUAG
Nicotiana tabacum (common tobacco) is the source of this 1188-nucleotide messenger RNA. NCBI's taxonomy places the organism in Eukaryota, Viridiplantae, Streptophyta, Magnoliopsida, Solanales, Solanaceae. The record is from RefSeq and is a predicted model, not a curated record.